CUUUCCAUUUUGUUUUGUUUCUCAAUUUUCUAUUUAAAGACACCUAAAACAAAAUGAAGAAAACAAAGAUUAUUUCUACAAAGUAAACUCAUCUUAUUUUGAUUGUGAUUUCGAGUUACUAAUUCGUUAGACAUGAAGAUCAUUUCAUGGAUACUUAUCGCCAUCAUCAUGAUCUUGGCAUCAUUUCCUGCUCCGAUCAAAGUCGUUGGUGCCAAAAAAGAGCUACCAUUUUGCAAUUUGGAGCUUCUACCUUGCGUUGAACCCUUUCUUGUUAACGGUCGUGGAGGCAAAUUGCCUAAAGGCUGUUGUGAGAAAAUGAAAAAGUCAACAUCAUGUAUGUGUAGAUUUCUUACGGCCAAGGAACAUAACCUAAACGCAGCUGCUCAUAGAAUAUUCUGGUUUUGCCAUAUUUCCGUCCCUAAUUGUCCAAAAAUCUAGAGAUUAUAGGUUAUGUUCCUCUGCCAUAAUUAUGAUACUUUGGUUAAUUGAAGCUCGACUUGUGUGAGACACAAGCUGAGUUUCAACAUAUAACUUUUUAAGGGGCAAAUUAAUCUCUUACUUUAUUCUUCUUUAGUACAUAAAAAGAAGUUGUAACUAACACAAAAACAUGAUGAAUUUGUGAAAUGAAUAAGUGCUCAAAUUCGAGCUAGGAGAUCGUGGAUUAAGAAAUAUAUUUUCCGGCGAAA
Molecule: messenger RNA, 686 nt
Organism: Arabidopsis lyrata subsp. lyrata
Lineage: Eukaryota; Viridiplantae; Streptophyta; Magnoliopsida; Brassicales; Brassicaceae
Product: probable non-specific lipid-transfer protein 2
Exons: 1
Coding region: 133-438 (101 amino acids)
Source: RefSeq, a predicted model, not a curated record